AUGGCUGAAAAAUAUGACGAGCUGCAGAAACAGAUGAAGGACAAGUCAGUGGACCCUGCCACGUACCUUCCUCGAGUUAGUGAGGAAAUCAAGAAAGAUGACAGCAAGGAGUUCGCCGAGGCCUGCAAGUAUGAACUCAUGGACGACAUCAUAGACAGAGUCAAGGCAGCGAAAAACGAGCAUGAGAAACUUAUGGUUGAACUAUGCAUCGAAUAUAUGAAGAAAAAGACGCAUAAAUACUACAAACUGGCCAAGGAAAUAUUUGACGAGAAAGAAGAUGUGAGGUGGAAGGGUCAUGAGGAUGCCAUUGAGCAGAUGAUUCGAAUCCUGGAGGAACCCAUAGAAUGGGAGCCAACUGACCAAGAGAAUGAAGACAGUAAUGAAGAUUACGUCUCUUGGGACAAUCAGGGAGGCGCACUCAAGGAUGCAGUCGGGAAGAUGAUCGAAGCUUGCAGUCGUGACAAGAUGAUCAAGACAGUUGCUCCAUCUUUCGGUCGCCUUUUUUCGUCAGCCAUCAAGAGCGGUUCAAACAUGCACAUUUUGGUGGCUAUCGCCAUACUAGAAACAAGGGUAAUGGAAUGGGAGCAGCCGUCAUGGAUACAGCCCCACAUUAGGAUUGUUGUGUCAGUGGAUCAGAUCAUCAUGGAAGGGCAGGAUGAACAAGAUCCAGCUACUAGUAUUCGGAUGGACCCGUUACUGCAUGAUCGAGACCCAUGGAUGGAAGUCAACCAACUGUUUGACUCUCCUUCAAUGAACGCAGGAAAACAUUCAGCGAUGGAGAGGGUUGAAGUAGAUGACAGUGUAUCUCAAGUAUCAAGCAAAUCAACAUCACAUUCCAGGAAAUUUUUGAUGGAAACAGCCAUGAAGAGAGCAGAAUGGCAAGCAAAGUUGAAGAGUUUAAAAAGGAAACAGGAGCUCGAGAAAGAAGAGCAGGACUUAAUUAGAAGAAAGGAGCAACUUGCUGUUGAGACCGAAUUAGCUGCAGCUACAGCCCAAGCAGCAGCAUUACAGCAGUUCGACGAUACGGUAGUUUUUCACCAGCCACCUGCAUUACCAACCUUUGCUCAUGUAACACAUGAAAGUGAUAGGAACCAAACAAGUCACAAAGUCAAGAAUGCAGAUUGCUCAGAAGAGAGUUCAACGCAAGGACGCAAGAACCGAGAACAUUUGCAAGAUGUACGAGUAAGUGGAACAAAUUCUGAUAGUGAUGUUGAUUGGGUAGAGCUGCAGCGACAACAAACCCAACUUACGUACAUGCUCUUAGAAUGUCAUAUGAAGUCCGCCUUACCGCAAAGGAACAUUCAGCCUUUCGACGGGAAUCCCCUGAACUACCACGCCUUUAAGAGGGCUUUUCAGCAUGUAAUAGAGUCCAAGACAUCGGAGGACUCUGACAAACUAUAUUAUUUGGAACAAUAUACUAGGGGAAAGGCGAAUGAGAUGGUCAGAAGCUGCAUGUAUGGAGGUGAUUCCAAGGCAGCAUUCAACAAGGCAACAAUGCUGCUAGAAAGCAAGUUUGGCGAUAAGCAUCAUGUUCUGGACUCUAUGAUCAUCAAGGCAAUGGCAUGGCCAAACAUUAGAGGUGAGGAUCCGGAGGGCCUGCUUAGUUAUUCAUUGUUUGUGACUGAGCUAGGCAAUUUGGCUAAGGACCUACACCUUCAACAGGAGAUUGACCACGCACAACACUUGAAGAUGGUCAUAUCAAAGCUGCCGUUCAGGCUGAGAGAUAGAUGGAGGAGCUAUGUCGACGGCAUACUCCAGAAUCGGGACGAGCCACUCUCAUUCAAAGACGUGGUUAGUUUCAUUAGUAAACAGGCCCGGAUAAUCAACAACCCUAUCUAUGGCAAUAUUGUAGGACCUGCCAGAGCUGGAGAAACGCAGACAAAGACAAAACCCUUUCCAGGGAAGAAACAGGGCUUCAGCUCCAGCAUGAAGAAGAGCGAGGAAGCGAAGUGUUUGUAUUGUGACAUGGAAAAUCACCUUACAGCAGAAUGCAAGGCCCUAGGAAAAAAACCUCAUGAGGAGAAACUUGCAUUUUGCAAAUCCAAAGGACUGUGCUUUGCCUGCCUUCAGUCUUCACAUCUUGCCAGGGACUGUAAACAGAGGACGACCUGCAAGAUUUGUCAAAGGUUACACCCCACCCUUCUUCAUAGAGAUUGGGCACCAUCGAAACAAGUGAAAAGGAAUGGUGAAUCAGAGAAACAACGUACUAAUGACGACGUUGGAGCUAAUAGGAAGAAGGAGGAAAGCUCGGAAGGACAAACAGAAGGAGAAGAAAUUGGAAAUGAAAAUUUCCCAGACGUAAAGCGCACGUUAUCCAACCGCACUUCUAUGCAGGACUCCCAACCGGCCAUUGUGCCUGUGACUGUACGCUCAAAGCAGACAGGGAAAUGUGUACACACAUACGCAUUCAUUGACAACGGGAGUAACGCAACUUUCUGCACAGAAGAGUUAAAAAACAAACUAAAUGCCAGAGGAAGAACGCGCACUAUCCAGCUUCAAACAUUAACAGAUGAUAAGCUGGUCAAGACCUGCAUACUGCAAGACCUGGAGGUAGCUGAUGUGAAUGAGAACACAUAUAUACCACUUUCUGACGUCUACAUACAGCCCAUCCCUGUAGACAAGUCAGACAUACUGAGAAGGAAUGACAUUGCAAGAUGGCCCUACUUACAAGAAAUAAACUUGCCGGAGAUCAAUGCAGACGUGGGCAUCCUCAUUGGCAAUAACGUCCCUAAAGCAAUGGAACCACUGCAGGUUAUCAAUAGUCAGAACGACGGACCAUUCGCUUGCAAAUCUAUCAUAGGGUGGAUGGUUUUUGGAAGCUGCAAGCAAGAGAGAAGUGGGUCCAAGAUAGCCUCCCACAGAGUCCACGUGAUGGAAGAUAUUCAGCAACAGCUAAAUAAUCUCUACAACACUGAGUUUUCAGAACGCUUGAUGGAAGAUAAAGUCGAAGAAUCCAAAGAGGAUAAACGAUUUAUGGAAAAGGUUGAAGGAUCCAUCAAGCUAACACAAGGGCAUUACCAAAUCGGACUGCCAUUCAAGGGAGACGUCGACCUGCCCAACAACAGGCCCAUGGCAGAGCAGAGACUCAACCACCUGCAGAGGAAGUUCGCUAGACAGCCGCAGUUCCAUAGGGAGUAUGCAGGGUUUAUGGAUAAGGUGCUGAACAAACAGUACGCUGAAAGAGUACCAGAAGACGAGUUCCUUAGAGAAGAUGGAAAGAUGUGGUUUAUUCCUCACCACGGUGUAUAUCACCCACAGAAGCAAAAAAUUAGAGUGGUGUAUGACUGUGCAGCUUCUUUCAAGGGCAAGUCACUGAAUGACAAUCUUCUACAGGGGCCGGACCUCACAAAUAGUUUGGUGGGUGUAUUAACAAGGUUUCGUCAAGACCGCAUAGCAGUAAUGGCAGACAUAGAAGCCAUGUUCUCACAAGUGAAACUGCUAAAGGAAGAAAAGGAUCUACAUCGAUUUCUGUGGUGGCCAGAUGGCAAUGUCGCUCAACCUAUUGAGGAAUACCGCAUGACUGUUCAUGUGUUUGGGGCUAGAUCUUCACCAGCUUGUGCCAAUUAUGCCCUGAAGCGCACAGCAGAAGACUUUGCAGAGGACAAGGUGGCACAUAUCAUCAAGCGCAACUUUUAUGUUGACGAUUGUUUGUACUCAAGCUCAACAGUCCAGGAAGCUGCAGAGCUAUCAGAGGGCCUACAAGAAGCCUGUAAGAAAGGAGGAUUCCACCUCACAAAAUGGGUGAGCAAUGACAGAAGAGUAUUGAAUGCCAUACCCAAGGAGGAGAGAGCAAGUACAGUGCAGGAGCUAGACUUUGACAAGGACAAGUUGCCAACAGAGAGGGCACUUGGCAUGCUGUGGCAUACAGAUGAAGAUGUUUUCAGUUUCAAGAUUCAGCUGAAAGACAAGCCAGCCACAAGGAGGGGUAUCUUGUCAACAGUGUGCUCCCUGUUCGAUCCACUAGGAUGUGCUUCCCCAGUGCUACUCCCUGCAAAGCACUUACUUCAGACCCUCUGCCGACUAGGAUUAGGAUGGGACGAGACGAUUCCACCAGACCUGCUGAAAAAAUGGGAAACAUGGAAAAGAGAACUCCCAAGACUGUCAGACUUUAAACUUUCCAGGUGUUUGAAGCCAGAGGGGUAUGAAAACCCAAAGUCUGUGACACUGCACCAUUUUGCAGAUGCAAGUGAGAAGGGAUAUGGAACAGUGUCAUACUUGCGAAUGGUGAAUACCAGGGAUGAAGUCCAAUGCUCAUUCCUCUUGAGCAAAUCUAGAGUGGCCCCUCUUAAACAGACGUCGAUCCCGAGAAUGGAGCUUACAGCCGCCACGGUAGCAGUAAGGAUAGACAAAAUGGUAAAACAAGAACUUGACAUCCCAGUAGAUGAGACCUUCUUCUGGACUGAUAGUACCUCUGUACUACAGUAUAUCCAAAGCGAAACAGGGAGGUUUAAGACAUUCGUCGCCAACCGAGUUGCCCUGAUACAAGAAGGAUCUGAAUCAAGUCAAUGGCACCACAUAGAAACUUCGCUGAAUCCGGCAGAUGUAUGCUCCAGGGGAGUCGAGGUAGAUCGAUUCCUAGCAAUGAGAUUCUGGAAGGAAGGACCCGAAUUUCUUCAAGCUUCAGAGGACCAGUGGCCUAAGCAACCCAGAAAUGCAUCACACGACGUAAACAAUGAUCCCGAGGUGAAGAAGAAGAAGAUGUACGUUACAGAGGUCUCGGAAGUAACGGCCAGUGAGAGCAAAUGUAUGGCCACUGCUGUGAGCAAAGAGGAAGAAGAUGAUGUCCUGGAAAGAUUGAUCAACCAUUAUUCAGACUGGUACCACCUCAGAAAGGGAGUAGCAUGGCUACUAAAAUUGAAAGGGCUGCUGAAAGAGAAAAUGAAAGGUCAGCAGAACACACGAGAGAAUCCACCCAUGUUAUUGACAGUGGAAGAUAUUAGACAAGCUGAGGAAGCAAUACUGAUACACGUUCAAGACAGAGCAUUCCCAGUAGAGGUUGUGGCUUUGAGGAAACAGGCACACGAUGUCAACCAAAGGACAGGAAGGUUGCAGCCAGGGGUCAGAAAAUCAAGCCCUAUCUACAAAUUAGACCCUCAGAUGGACAAUGGCCUACUUAGAGUAGGAGGAAGACUUAACAAGGCAGCCUUGCCUGAAGAAGCAAAACAUCCAGUCAUCCUACCAAAGAGAGGACAUGUGUCUGAACUCAUCUUGCGGCACAUUCAUGAAAACUCAGGACAUAUGGGAAGAAACUAUGUCUUGGCAAAACUCCAGCAACGAUAUCACAUAGUUGGUGCAAUUUCAGCCAUCAGGAAAGUCGUCAAGAAAUGUGUCAAGUGCCGACGUCAAAGAGGGCGGGUAAUCCAACAGAAGAUGGCCGACCUACCCAUAGACCGACUGAGACCGGACGAUCCACCUUUUACACGAGUUGGAGUCGAUUAUUUUGGGCCGAUAGGAGUGAAAAGAGGACGCUCUACAGUCAAGAGAUAUGGCGUAGUGUUCACUUGCCUCGCCAUUCGGGCCAUACACAUAGAGAAGGCUGAUUCACUAGAUACGGAUUCCUGUAUCGCAGCAAUUCGGAGAUUUAUUGCUCGAAGAGGAGCAGUCAGAGAAAUGAGAUCGGACAAUGGAACGAACUUGGUUGGGGCUGAGAAAGAACUAAGAAAAGAACUUGAGAGCUGGAACCAGGCCCAGCUCAGCAACUCACUAUUGCAAGUAAACAUCAAGUGGACCUUUAAUCCACCUGGAGGUUCACACCACGGGGGCGUAUGGGAGAGACAGAUCAGGACGAUUCGACAGCUGCUCUUCUUCCUUACCAAACAGCAGACCAUGACGGAUGAAAGUUUGCAGACACUCUUCUGUGAAAUAGAAGGCAUUAUCAAUUGCAGACCUAUCACCAGGGUUUCAGACGAUGCUAACGAUCUAGAGGCUCUGACACCAAACAAGCUCCUGACGUUGAAGGCUACCCCGAUGUUACCCCCAUCGGUUAGUAGGAAGACCGACUGCUACGCACGACGUAGAUGGCGGCAGGUUCAAUAUCUGGCAGACGUCUUCUGGCGACGUUGGCUGAGAGAGUACUUGCCGCAGCUCCAGGCCAGGCAGAAGUGGGUACAUCCUAGUCGCAACAUCCAGGUUGGUGACGUAGUGCUGGUAGUGAACGAGACAGCACCUCGUAACUUCUGGCUCAUGGGAGUAAUCAUCGGCAUCACUCCAGAUCGACAGGGCAUGGUUCGACGGGCGGAGGUGAAGACCAAGACGGGCACCUAUUCGCGACCCAUCAGCAAACUGUGUCUCCUCUUGGAAGGAGAUUCAUGA
This is a messenger RNA of Strongylocentrotus purpuratus (purple sea urchin), 6312 nucleotides long. RefSeq lists its product as uncharacterized. Bases 1 to 6312 code for a protein of 2103 amino acids. Gene Ontology annotation, molecular function: zinc ion binding; nucleic acid binding. Lineage: Eukaryota; Metazoa; Echinodermata; Echinoidea; Camarodonta; Strongylocentrotidae. The transcript is spliced from 5 exons. Gene Ontology annotation, biological process: DNA integration. The record is from RefSeq and is a predicted model, not a curated record.